Molecule: messenger RNA, 1692 nt
Organism: Lodderomyces pseudojiufengensis
Lineage: Eukaryota; Fungi; Ascomycota; Pichiomycetes; Serinales; Debaryomycetaceae
Exons: 1
Coding region: 1-1692 (563 amino acids)
Molecular function (GO): arylsulfatase activity
Source: RefSeq, a predicted model, not a curated record
AUGACUGUUGAAUCUUCAACCAAAAGACCAAAUUUCCUUAUAAUAGUUGCUGAUGAUUUAGGUUUUACUGAUUUAUCACCAUUUGGAGGAGAAAUCAAGACACCGAAUUUAGAUAAAUUAUCAACUCGAAAUGGUAUAAGAUUAACUGAUUUUCAUACUGCUUCAGCUUGUUCUCCAACAAGAUCUAUGUUAUUAAGUGGAACUGAUAAUCAUAUUGCAGGAUUAGGUCAAAUGGCAGAAUUUGCUAUUAAACAACCAAAAUUAAAAGAUCAACCUGGUUAUGAAGGUUAUUUAAAUGAUAAAGUUGCAGCAUUACCUGAAAUUUUAAAAGAUAAUGGAUAUUUUACUUUUCUUUCUGGUAAAUGGCAUUUAGGUUUAAAAAAACCUUAUUGGCCGAUAAAUAGAGGAUUUGAAAAAUCUUGGUGUUUAUUACCUGGUGCUGGUAAUCAUUAUAAAUAUAUUACUAGAGAUCCAAAAACAGGUGAACAAAUUCCAUUUUUACCUAAUUUAUUUGUUGAAGAUGAUAAACAAUUAGAACCAGAACUGUUACCAGAAGAUUUUUAUUCAACUAUUCAUUAUACAAAUAAAGCAAUUGAAUUUAUAGAUGAAACACCAAAAGAUAAACCAUUUUUUGGAUUUUUAACAUAUACUGCUCCUCAUUGGCCAUAUCAAGCACCACAAGAUAGAAUUGCUAAAUAUGAUGGAGUUUAUAAUUCUGGUCCUGAAGAAUUAAGAAGAAAAAGAUUAGCAAAAGCGUUAAAAUUAGGUAUAAUUGAUGAAAAUGUAAAACCACAUCCAAUUACUACUAUACGUAAAGAUUGGAAAGAUUUAACACCAGAAGAACAAGCUAUUGAAAUUAAAAUUGUUCAAACUUAUGCAGCAAUGGUUGAAAUUCUAGAUGAACAAAUAGGUAGAAUAAUUGAUCAUUUGGAAACAAAAGGUGAAUUAGAUAAUACAUUUAUUCUAUUUAUGUCAGAUAAUGGAGCAGAAGGUAUGAUUAUGGAAGCAUUACCAUUAUCAAAUCAAAGAAUUACUAGUUUUGUUGAUAAUUAUUAUGAUAAUUCUUUGGAAAAUAUAGGUAAUUAUAAUUCAUUUACAUUUUAUGGUGAUCAAUGGGCACAAGCAGCAACAGCUCCUCAUUCUAUGUAUAAAGCUUGGUCAACAGAAGGUGCUAUUGUAUGUCCAUUAAUAUUACAUUAUCCACCAUUAAUUAAAUCUCAACAUGGUAAAAUUUUAAAAGAAUUUAUAACAGUCAUGGAUAUUUUACCAACUGUAUUAGAUCUUGCAAAUGUUAAACAUCCUGGUAAAACCUAUAAAGGUAGAUCAGUUGCAGAACCAAGAGGUAAAUCUUGGAAAAAUUAUAUAUCAGGUCAAGCCCCUUAUGUUCAUGAUGAAAACACAGUUACAGGAUGGGAAUUAUUUGGACAACAAGCUAUUAGAAAAGGAGAAUUUAAAGCAUUAUAUAUUCCAAAACCUUUUGGACCUGAAAAAUGGCAAUUAUUUAAUAUUAUUAAAGAUCCUGGUGAAAAUAAUGAUUUAGCUGAAUUAAAUCCUGAAAAAUUAAAAGAAUUAACUGAUCAUUGGGCUGUUUAUGCUGCAGAAACUGGUUUAAUUGAAAUAGGACCAGAUUUCUUUAAAAAGGAGUUAGUAGAUGGUGAUGAGAGUGUUAACUACAGAACGAUAUUUGACUAG